Pezoporus occidentalis (night parrot) is the source of this 2882-nucleotide messenger RNA. It is a transcript of the gene ARID3C, whose product is annotated as AT-rich interaction domain 3C. Gene Ontology annotation, biological process: regulation of transcription by RNA polymerase II. The transcript is spliced from 8 exons. Gene Ontology annotation, cellular component: nucleus. NCBI's taxonomy places the organism in Eukaryota, Metazoa, Chordata, Aves, Psittaciformes, Psittacidae. Gene Ontology annotation, molecular function: DNA binding. The coding region runs from base 211 to 1596 and encodes 461 amino acids. The record is from RefSeq and is a predicted model, not a curated record.
AAAAAAAAAAAAAAAAAAAAAAAAAAACGAAGAAAGAGAGAAAGAAAGAAAAGAGGAAAAAAAAUCCCACCCACCCUCAUCUGCUGCGGAAUAAAAGAAAUAUCGGCGGGCGCGGCGCCAUGUGAGCGGCGGGCCGGGACCGGGCGGAGCAGCCGGCCGUGCCCCCCGGGACGGCGGGGCGAGCCCCGGGCGGCGCUCGGAGCCGGCGGCAUGGUGGAAAACCCCAGCCUGGCGGCCAAACCCGCCCUGCCGGCCGCCCCUCCGCGGGGGCCGGGGCCGGCGGGGGGGCUGCGCUUGGCGGCGGUGAUGGAGAGCCUUCAGCGGCAGCAGGCGGCCCGCCUGGCCCGCGGCCCCGACGGCGCUCCCCGACGGCCUCCCGCUGAGCCCGGUCCUGGCCCCGGGCCGCUGCCCGCCGCCCCUCGCCGCCGCCCGGUCCCCGACCAGCGCCCGCCGCCCGCCGCCGCUGGGGAGGAGGAGGAGGAAGAGGAGGAGGAAGAAGAAGAGGAGGAGGAGGAAGAAGAGGUGCCCCGGGAGCCUCCGCCUCCCCCACACCACGAGUGGACCUACGAGGAGCAGUUCAAGCAGCUCUAUGAACUGGAUGAGGACCCGAAGCGCAAGGAGUUCCUGGAUGACCUCUUCAGCUUCAUGCAGAAGAGAGGUAAAGGGACGCCUGUGAACCGCAUCCCCAUCAUGGCCAAGCAAGUGCUGGACCUGUACACGCUGUACCAGCUGGUGACGGACAAGGGUGGCCUGGUUGAAGUCAUCAACAAGAAGAUCUGGCGGGAGAUCACCAAGGGCCUCAACCUACCUACCUCCAUCACCAGCGCUGCCUUCACUCUCCGCACACAAUACAUGAAGUACCUGUACCCCUAUGAAUGUGAGAAGCGAGCGCUCAGCUCUCCAGGUGAGCUCCAAGCUGCCAUCGACAGCAACCGUCGGGAGGGACGGAGGCAGGCUUUCGGCACAGCACUCUUCAACUACUCACCAGUCAGCACCCCAACCCUGCUGGGCUCCCCAAAAUUGCCUCUGCCAGCUCUUAGCAUCUCCACACACAGCUGUGGCCAGCUCGGCCAACUGCAUGCAGUUAAGAAAGAGGAUGGCACGUUGGCAGCAGCAGUGCCGGGGCGCAUCGCUAUCCCGGUGGGACUGGCCGGCCACCAUCUCGCAGCAGCCCAAGCAGCAGCUGCCUCACAGGCGGUGGUGCUGGAGCAGCUACGGGAGAAGCUGGAGACGGGGGAGCCUCCGGAGAAGAAGGUGGCCCUGACAGUGGAGGAGCAGCAGCGGCUGGUGCAGCACGCACUGCAGCACAACCUCCUGGCCGUGGCUUCCCAGUUCCCCAUGAACAUCAAGAUCUCCAACCGAGAUGACAGACAGGAGACCGCAUUGAACCUGUCCACCAAUGGCAUUAGCAGUAUCAACAUGUCAAUAGAAAUAAAUGGAGUUGUCUACACAGGCGUCCUGUUUGCCCGCCGGCCCCCAGCACCCCCAGCACCCAGUGGAGGGAGCACUCAGAGCCGGCCGAACCCCAUGCCUGCCCCGAACCCACUGCUCCCAGCCCCCUCGCACAACCACACUCCCAGCAGCACCUCACCGUAAGGAGAGAUCCCCCCACCCAGCAGGGGGUCCCCAGAGCCUUGGGGGGGCUGAGCGGUGGGACCCAGCUGGGACACCAAGGUGGGAUGGGGGACCCAAAGGUGCCUCUUGCUGCAAUACUGAGCUGUGUCCGUGCAAGGCUGUGAGCACCCAUGUGGUCCCUUUUGUCCCUUAUCCCCAUGAUUGGGGUCCCUCCCACACGCAUGCCCUUGGACAUACAUAUCUUCCUCCUUAGUGCUGCCCCCAGGUAACCCACCCCGUACAGCUCCUGCCUGUCCUGCUGCCUGGGGCACCCCUGGGCCCCGCAUGCUGCAUCCCCUACACACUGCAGCCCCUGUGCCCACAUCACUGCAUGCAGCUGCAGCUUCUGUACACGUCUUAAUGGGUACACUGCAUCCUCUGUGUUGCCACACGUAGUGCAUCUCUUAUAUGCUGUCUCUGUUACACACAUCUCUAUGCACACUGUGUUCCUUAUACACACCCUCGAUGCAUACACUGCAUCACCUGCACGUUAAAUCCCUUGCACACAUUCGCAGUGCCCACACUGCAUCCCCUAUAUGCACCGUUGGUGCCCACAUUACCUCAUCCAUGCACAACCUCAGUGCAAACACUUCAUCCCCUAUACUCUGCAUCCCCUAUUCAUUGCAUCACCUAUACACUGCAUCCCCUAUAUACUGCAUCCCCUAUAUACUGCACCCCUUACCCUCUGCAGACCCUCCUGCCCAGCCCUCCUGCACUGCCUGGGCUUGCUGCCCCCAUCCUGAGAGACCCCCAGGGCCCUGGGUCCCCACUGGCCACACCAGGGUGGUGGCAUCUCAGCCCCCGAAGUCCUCACUCAGCUAAGGGUUCGCCCUGGGGGGCAGAUACUGGGGAGACCAGUGGGACUGGUGGGGGUGAGAUGUGACAGGUGGAAAUGGGGAUUAUUGGAGUGGGAGUGGGGAUUGUGCACUGGAAGGAGCUUGUUGGGGGGAACAGACAGGGCAGGGAGGCCCAGAAGUGUCCCCCACCACCAAAGACCACCCAGUUGCUGGGGUCCCCAGCUGGGGGGCAAGGAGACAGAGGGCACUCCGAACUACCUCGUUGGGGCCAGGCGGGCGCCUCCUCCACCCUCUUGCACCCCUGGGUGCCAAAGCAGGCGAGCGUGGAGCAACGUUCACCUCUACCUCAGCGCGGGGGGCCGGUGCUUGGUGCCGCCGGGCUCCCCACGGCACUCCCACCGCAGCCACGCAACUCUGUGUAUCUAUUAAAGGAAAUGAACUGCUGAACCAAACCAGGGUGAGCAUGAUGGU